Messenger RNA from Closterium sp. Yama58-4, 2550 nucleotides. Lineage: Eukaryota; Viridiplantae; Streptophyta; Zygnematophyceae; Desmidiales; Closteriaceae. The record is from the annotation of a GenBank genome assembly.
AUGCAGCUUUCGACCGUCGUCAGCCAGUGGCGGCAGGACGACCGCCUCGCGGAUAAAAUCAUGGAGAUAACGGCGAUUGCGGAGGAAAGCGGCGGCGGCGACGGGAAAAGCGGCGUCGACGCCAGCAUGAAAUGCGGCGAGAAGUCAUGUAGCGGAGGAUGCGGCGGGGGCGGUGGGAGCGGCGGGAUCGGAGGGAGCGGCGGGAGCGGCGGGAGCGGCGCGAGCGACGGGAGCGGGGAACCAAUCGGGCUCCGCCAAUCGUGCUCGCUCCCCGAGCUGUGCCCGAUCCCCGCUGUUGACUGGCGCGUUUGUAGGUCGCACCGGUCACACGGCUCGGAUCACUCCCGCGGCUCGAGUGGGGAGCUGGAGCUGCCUUUUAGCGUGCCACCGCGUAGCAAUAGCUCUUCCGAUCCCCAACUUACCUCCCAACUUAGUUCCGAACUUAGUUCCCAACUUACCUCUCCUUUGGAGCAGUCCAGCGAGCCUAGCGUCGCUGAGGUCAGCUCGCGUGCAAGUCGGGCGAUUCGAUCCCAAUCGCACGAUUCUGGUUACUUCCACGUGUCAAGACAAGAAGUGGAGCAGAACCGACAGAAACAGCAGCAUAUCAAGGGUGAACAGCGGCGGCCGCUUGAACGCAUCAACGACUCGGAUACGCGCGCUAGUCCCUUCGACGGGGAGACGAGGAGAGAGCAGGCAGGUGGUCUCCCGGCGGCAGCCAGUCCCCCGCCGUGCGCAAAUCUCUCGCCAGCGGAGUGUCCGCCGUGCGCGAGUCCCUUCGACGGGGAGACGAGGAGAGAGCGGGAAAGCCGUCCCCCUUCAGGGGAGCGUCCGCCGUGCGCGCAUGCCUUCUACGGGGAAGCGAGGAGAGACACGAGUCGCCCGGCUGUCAGCCCCCCGCCGUGCGCGAGUCUUCCGACAAUCGACCUCGCGCCGUGCGCAAGUCUCUUAGACAAGCUAUGCGCCUUCCCCAGCGACAGCAGCUGCAGCAGCGACGUUUUCGCUGAUGGUUCCGGCGGCGGGGUUGGCGGCGGAGUUGGCAGCGGGGUCAGCGGAGGCGGUAGCGGCUUGGUUAGCGGCGCUGUUAGUGACGGCGGGGAAAAAUUUGGGGUGUGCAGCGCGGCGGUGAUUCGCCAGCCAGUUUUUCCCCCGGCUGCUGCUGAAGGGAGCGGUGGGGUAAGCGGCGGCGGUAACGACGCGGUUAGCGACUGCGGGGACAAGAAUGGGUUGUGCAGCGCGGCGGCGAUCCGCCAACCAGUUUUUCCCGCCGCUGCUGCUGAAGGGAGCGGUGGGGGUAGCGGCGGGGGUAACGACGCUGUUAGCGACUGCGCGGACAAGAAUGGGUUGCGCAGCGCGGCGGUGAUCCGCGAACCAGUUUUUCCCGCCGCUGCUGCCGCGGGGGACAGGAGCAAUGGAGGCGGCCGGGGUGGCGGAGGCGACGGAGAAAACGGGGAAGGCGGCGAAAACAGGGAGAACGGGGAAAACGGGGAAGGCGGAGAAAGCAGGGAGAGCGAGGAAAACGGGGAAAACGGGGAAGGCGAGAACGGCAAGCUCAGGAGCAACGAGGCGGUACUUCGUCAGGCUAUUUUUCCCGCGCUGGUUAAUAUUAGUAGCGGUCCGGGCCCAGCGGUGGCGACAGGAUGCGGGGACAGCGGGCGCAACGUCCGCGCAGGAUCAUGGGAUGGGGGGAGGUUUGCGAACGGAUGUGCGCGGGAAGUUCCGCCGGGGGUUCCGCGGGGAGUUUCGCUAGGGAGUUCGGAAGAGAGAGCGCGCAGGGAAUCUGCGGGCGGCCUCGAUUUGCAGAGAGGCGUUGAUUCGCUCGCGGAAGCAGAUCCUGGUUCCCCCGUACAAAUGGACGGUAACGGAGAGAUUGUUAACGGAAAAAAUGCUAACGAAGUCGGCCUUUCUGCAUCACCAUCGUCGUCGCGCCUUCGACUCCGUCUCCGUCCGCCUUUCGCCAUCGCGGUUACCCGCCGACGGCCGCUCAGCGAACGGUCGGAUCUGGGUCCCGCGAAUCACGCAUCGCCACAGUCGGCGUGCCGCGAGCCGCGGCAGGAGGCCUCCUGUUUGCGUGGCGCGACGGAUUCACCCGACGGCGGUUUGAGCGGCGGCUUGAGCGGCGGCGUGCGCGGCGUCGUGCGGCAAGCGUCGCGUGACGCGCAGGCCGCCGCGCAUUCGCCGCACAGCGUUGCGGACUUUCCGAUGUUCAGCAGCCCGCGCGUCGAAACGGCGACGCUGGUCGACGCGCGUGGCGAGGCGACGCGCGUUGAAACGACGCGCUUCGAUCCGGAGAGAUCGUCACGGCCGCUUCGAAGCAGAGAAUCCUGCUGUUCGUCACACCCUCCUAUCGCUGCAUCGGCCCGCGUCGCCGCGGUUUGCUCCACUGGCCGUCGCUCCCGACGUCGUUUUCAAUCAGCACCGCGUCGCGCCUCUCCUUCACGUCGCUGCUCUCGCCCUCCUCAGGCACCUCCGCUUCAGUCACACCCGCUUCAGUCACACCUGCUUCAGUCACACCCGCUUCAGUCACCCCCGCUUCGGGAGCGAAUCAGAUGA